GGUUCCGCUGUYGUUUGUAUCYUAAAACACAGCUCAGAUGUUAAAUACAGGAUGAAAUCAUAGCGAUCAGUCGACGACAAUAACUUUAAUUCCGAAGACUAAAGGUUUUGAUUGAGGUCAUUAGUUUCUUUGAAAACUGAUAGACAUGGAGGAACCAAAUAACAACAACAACAGCAACAUCAACAACAGCAGCAGCAGCAACAGCUAUAAACAGGGUUGCUGCACAUGCGCAAACAAAGUCCAAGGAUUUUUUGAAAGUAUUUUUGGUAGCCUUGGAUCCACUAUUGCUAAGCAUCCAUUCAUUACUAUAACGAUAUGCGUCAUCAUCGCAGGAGCACUAGGAGCUGGCCUCGUCUUCAUGAAGACAGAAAAUCGAGUUGAAAAACUUUAUAUUCCUCCUGAAAGUACUGGUUUGAAAGAUCUCGCUAAAGCAAGAAAGUUUUUUCCUCUGAUAGACGCAAAACCUGAAGAAUUCCUUAUUGUUCCUAAGACUGGAAAAGAUGUGCUGUCAAAACAGUGCUUCGUGGAGAUUCUUCAGCUUCAUCAAACCAUUAUUUCAGUAAAAAACUUUGACAAAUUCUGCAUCAAAUUGUCCAACAAGUGUGUGUUUACAAACCCAAUGGAAUUGUUUGAUUUUGACGAAAGCAAACUAAACAACAUAUCACAGCACAUUACAAAACUGUACAAUUCACCUGAUUUCCUCAUGAGAAAUGGCAGAACACUGAACAUGAAUUUUGGUCAGAUGUUUGGUAAACCUGUCUGGAGUAAGCAAUAUCUUCAGAGUGCAUCUGCCGUCCAGAUAAAUUAUCAAAUGUCCGACAAAGAAGAAGACAGCAAAGCUAUCUUAGAAUUCGAAAAAACUUUGAUUGAUAAAGUUUUUGACAAGAAAUCAAGAUUUUCUUGUGCUGAAGUGUAUGUUUAUGCAGGAAGAAGCCUUGGAGAUGCAAUCGAUGAGAGCAGUGGAUCAGACAUCCUUCUCAUUUCCCUGACAUUUACGAUAAUGAUAACUUUUGCGUGCUGUUCAUUAAUCAAGUUUAAGAACCCUUUGGCUAGCCAUGCAUGGUUAGCUAACGCUGGGAUUCUUGCUGUUGGUCUCGGAAUUGUGUCAGGAUUUGGAUUGUCCAUGUUUGCAGGUGUGCCGUUCAUCAGCAUAGUUGGCGUUCUUCCAUUCCUCAUCCUUGGUGUUGGUAUUGAUGAUAUCUUUAUAAUUAUCGAUGAAAUGGAUCGUAUUGACAUCAGUAAUCAUAGUGUUUUUGACACCGUCAAAUUCAUCAUGGCGCAUACUGGAGCAUCUAUCACCAUGACAACCGUUACUGAUUUAGUAGCCUUUGCUGUCAGUACAUCAACCCAGUUCCCCUCCAUACGAUACUUUUGUAUCUACGCUGCAUUGUCUAUUACAUGCGCUUAUAUCAUGAUAAUCACCUUCUUUGUGGCUUUCUUAUCCUUUGAUGUCAGACGGAUGAAAGCAGGUCGACGAGAUAUUUGUCCUACGUGCACAGUCCCCAAGGAAAAAGAGGGGGAGCGACUCUGGACCACGCCAAUGCGUCCGCUAUCAAGUAUGAUAAUGAAUGCCUGGGGAAGGGUGCUCAUGCACACUGCUACACGGGUCAUUGUCAUAGUUGUAUCUUUAGCCUUGCUAGGAGUCAGCAUCUUCUAUGCAUUGAAGAUUUCAGAGGAUUUUGAUCGUCGUCUUCUAGCUAAAGAAGAUAGCUACGUCAUGAAAUUUCUGAAUGCUCAGGAAAAGUAUUACCCAUCGACAAUCCCAGUCAGCAUUGUAAUAGACUCCCCUGAUGUCAAAUAUGAAACCAGUGAGGUACAGCAAGRGAUCCUAAAACUAUCAACAAUCGCUACAGAGAACAGUUACUACAAGAAUCUUACAAUUUCUUGGAUGCAGGAGUUCAAAUCGUUUGCAAAAAAAGCAAAUCUUAGCAUCUUUGGUUCAAGUUUUAUGCCUUCGUUAAAGAUUUUUCUCGGAGCUCCACAAUAUGCGUUAUUCAAGCAAGAUGUGGUCUUUUCAAAGGAUAAUUCAAGCGUCCUUGCAUCUCGUAUUCAAUGCUUUAUGGAAUCAACAAGCAGUGCAGUAACGCGAAAGGACGCCAUGUUGACACUACGUAGCGACUUGGAGAGCAUGAACUCCGAUAUUCCUGCUUACCCAAUCACCAAGGUGUUCAUCUAUUUAGAGCAAUAUGCAUAUACAAAGAAAGAAACAACCAUGAAUAUCGCUUUGGCAGGCUCAGUAGUCUUCGUUAUCAUGAUUCCAUUUUUACUCAGCCUGACAGGGACUUUGAUAGUUAGCCUUGGUUUCGGUUCUCUCAUUUGUGAGUUGUUUGCCUGGAUGUACAUGUUGGAUAUCUCGCUUAACAUGAUUUCAACCAUACAGAUUGUAAUGGCCAUUGGUUUCUCAGUGGAUUACAGUGCACAUGUUGCGCAUGCGUAUCUCAUGUCUACCAAGCAAAAACCCGAGGAUCGCGCUAUACAUGCUCUCACCACAACGGGGGCUAGUGUUCUAAUGGGAGGUAUAAGUACAUUUCUAGGGAUGGUCGUCACUGCAUUCGCGUCAUCAGAAGUCUUUAGGAUUUUCUUCAAGAUGUUUGUUGGGAUCGUUGUCCUUGGCUUAAUUCACGGUCUGUGUUUUUUACCUGUUUACCUUUCUCUAUUCUAUCGAUGGUCACCAAUCUCAUCACAUUCAACAGGGCGUCCACCGUCAGCCGGUAAGCAUACUUUUGGGAUCUCAAACGAAGCAUACGACAGGACAAAUCUUCAACUUGUCACAGGAGAAAGUCCCAUCAAUCAAAAAGUGCAGCCAAUAUUUUCAGCUGAGACUGGAGAAGUCUAAUGUGCUUUGCUUUGCACAYCUGACAGAUAAACCAUAGUUUUAAUAUGACUGGCUACUAUCUAUGAAAUGUUUGGCCAUGAAUAGUACGCUUACGUCAGUUUUUUCCUCCAAAUGUGAAAAGGAGUGUGUCUUUGUUUARUUACAAAGGAGAUCAUAAACAUGUCAACUAUAGUCAAAAAACCAAAACAGUCYAAAGCAAACGAAGCUAUAAAACGAGUUAGAUGUUAGUCCUUUUGAUUUAUUCUACCAAGCCAUUUUUCAAGUAAACAUUUUGAUAAUAUAUUAAAAAGGGCCAUGCAAUCAAUUUUUUAGUGUGAAGACUUCGAAAAGUCAUAAAAUUAGGGCAGGCAAAGACAAAAAGAAUAACGUCGACUCUUGGAUCAGUUCAAUGCAAAAUAUAGUAGUUUUCUAUGAGUAUUUCAAGGAUUCUUACGUUGCCGUGACUUUAAUAGUGAAAAAAAAAUUAUCUUAUUAAUGGCAGUUUUGUUCUUCGUUUAGUUACUUAUAAUUUCACUGUUUUCGACUCAUUCAUGUGAUCAAUUUAUGCUAAGAAUAUUCAUGAAAGAAAUGGUUCAUAGGUCACGUGCAUCUGUCGAGUUAUGGAUGCACUUGGGAGGAUGACAAUCAAAUGUUCUAGAUUGGGACUCCGCUUCGCGUCGUGACARCCAUUUUUUUUUUGUUCUUAGCAGCCUCCCGCAUGUAUCCAAAACUCGCAAAAUCCUUCUCAGAUUUGGUCGAGGUUCACCUAAACUUUAAAGUGUGACACAUUCAUUCACGAUCCCUUCAAAUCCCAUAGCUGUAAUUCAUGACUUUUUCAUCCCCUAUUGAUUCCAUUACGGGAAGUAAAAUAAUUUUUAAUAUUUUUUUAUUUUUAUUUAGUAUGAAACUUUAUGAGGUUCAUUUCUCUCAUUCGCGAUCAUUCAUAAUAAUCAUUCCUUAACGUUUAUAAAGUUUGAAAAUGAGUUUUUAUGAAUAAAGUAUCUUUACUUACA
This is a messenger RNA of Exaiptasia diaphana, 3828 nucleotides long. Its product is annotated as patched domain-containing protein 3. The transcript has 9 exons. The record is from RefSeq and is a predicted model, not a curated record. Bases 146 to 2836 code for a protein of 896 amino acids. Gene Ontology annotation, cellular component: membrane. Lineage: Eukaryota; Metazoa; Cnidaria; Anthozoa; Actiniaria; Aiptasiidae.